Bacillus rossius redtenbacheri is the source of this 6830-nucleotide messenger RNA. RefSeq lists its product as uncharacterized. The transcript has 8 exons. Bases 736 to 4776 code for a protein of 1346 amino acids. NCBI's taxonomy places the organism in Eukaryota, Metazoa, Arthropoda, Insecta, Phasmatodea, Bacillidae. The record is from RefSeq and is a predicted model, not a curated record.
CGCACAUAACCUCCAAGCACCUGACCGCCCGGCACAAGCGCGGCGCUUCUGCCGCGACCGGCCGGCCGUGGAUUUGCCACGCCCAUAUUUUCUCCGCGCUCGCUCGCACGCUCGCCAACCGAAUAAAAAAAAGUAUCUCCAUUCAGAGGGAGAGAAAUGUUCUCGUCACGAGCUUUUUUUUUUUCCCCGGCUCCGUUCGAAGUUCAUGCGCGCCGCCAUUUUGUCGUCUUUGCUGACGUAAUCGACGGUAAGAUGGAAAAGUAAAUUCGAGUUCAUCGCUUCGACGCCUAACGUAAACGAGAUUGUUCUCAUUCAUAAUUCAAGACCGUAACCGUCUUGUUAAUUCUUUAAGAAAGUUAGUGAGUGCUGCGAGUACCGAACAUAACCUCAAAAAACUUACCGGCUCCAUGACGUUGAGUGGGUAACGUUUUUAUUUUCGAGUGAAGGUUUUUUUUAUAUUUAUUACUUAUUCAGUUACGAUUUUUUUUUCUUCUGAACGAUGAAUACAAGUACGAACCCACGAGUGGCGUGGCAAUUACCCGACGAAAGGCCGCGGUACGUGGAAGUUUCCACUCGGCAACAAUAGACCGUCGCGGUGAGUGAAACUGACGCCUGCUGCGGUUGUCUCGAGCCGUUCAACGCGUCGUGGGUGGCUGUGCCAGACUGCUCCCCCAACAGAGACGCCUCCAUUAGAAGAAACUCGGCCGGGACGUCUAUUUUCGACCGCCGUCCAGAAUGCAGUGGCGCCGGAAGAGGCGGCUGCUGCACGUCAUCGGCUCGGCCAACCACGCGCUGCUGAUCAAACAAUACAGAGACGAUGGCGGAGCGUGCUCCUGCUGCGAGGAGGACGUCGACAUGGAGGGCGACGCGGCCUCGCCCGGCGGCUCGUACGCGCGCGCUGCCAACGGCGGCGGCGCGAACCACAACCACAACAACCACCACCACAACCACCGGCUGCCGCGCGGCUUCAAGGGCCGGCCGCCGGGUCACCGGGGCGGCUACCACGACGGCCAGCCGCUCGUCACCACUGAGAAGAAGACCUUCAACGAGGAGGAGUACACCAAGAUAACGACGCCGCGCCAGGACGUGCUCUUCAAGAAGGGCUACCUGGGCCGCAAGCGGCCGACGCCCGCCCCCGAGCCCGCCGCCACCGCCGCCACCGCCGCCGCCCCCGCCGACGUCACGAACGGCAACCUGCGGCCCGACGGCAGCGUCGUGCAGAACGGAGAGCCUCUGGACAACGACCAGGGAUACGAGGUGAUAGCCCCGGACGAACAGCCCCAGAUCAUCUACACCAACGGCUACGUGGACCACAGCGGCAUAUACUACAUCAACGGCGGCUACGAGCUGUACGACCCCUACUCGGGCGGCGUGACGGUGGUGGUGGGGCCGGCGCCGCCCUUCCCCGGGCCCGGGGGCGGCGCUCCGGUGCUGGCGGCGGUGCCCUGCCGCCCGCUGCCCCUGCAGCCGCUCGAGUGGUUCAACCCCGCCUUCGUGCCGUUCGUGCCCGCCCCCGCGCCGCCCCCGCCCCACGACCCGGGCAAGAGGUUCUCCGUCGACUCGCAGAACUGCAGCCCGCAGAGCUCGGAGUCUACGGGGCCCCCCGGCAGCCCCCAGGAGUGCGAGGACGGCUGGGAGCCGCCCCAGUACCUGCCGCCCCCCUUCCAGCCGCAGGGGCACUCCGCCCCCGCUCCGGACCCCGUGCAACACCACCAUCACCACCAGCACCACCAGCCGCACUACGUCUACCCCGGCUACAUGUUCGGCCCGCCCGUCUACAACGUCAACGGUGUGACGGUGCAAGGCGCGCCGCCCCCGCCGCCCCCGGGGGACCCCGCCGCCGCCGCGGCCAGCAAGCGACGCAAGAAGAAGCGCAGGAGGCGGCGGCGCCGAGGCGGGGCUGAAGAUGGCUCUGAGGAAUCGAGCUCGGAGGAGAAGGAGCUGGAGGAGCCUAUGAGCAUCACCAGUCAGGAGUCUUCGUCGCAGGAGUUGGAGUCCGACUCGAAGCAGAGCCCCACAGCAGAGCAGGACGCUGCUGCCCCUGCACCCCAGGGCACCGGCGAACAAGGGGACGCGGUAAUCGUUGUUUGCGCGGGAGACACGCUCGCGGAACCGGCGGCGUCGGAGCGGGGACCGGCGAAGACGGGCGGCGAGGGGCAAGAGCAGAGGAUAGUCCCCGGCGAGGUGCCCCUUGUCAACGGGGCCUCGCACUCGGACAGCUCAGACACGCCCUGCACGAGACGGGUGUCGGAGGAGAUAUCGACGACUCCGCCAACACCCCCGCCAUCACCGAUACCUGCAACAACGGCACAAGAAUCUCCGCCAGGUGUCCACGUGAACGGUUAUGGUUCGGAUGCCUUGACGGAAAGCGUUGCUACUAAAACUAAAGCGGUCGAGAAGAAUAUUGCUGAGCCCCCAUCUCCUUCGCCUACUAAAGAAACUGUAAAUAAUGCUGCUAAUAAGAUAAAAAGUGGGAAAAUUUCACAUGACCCAAAGAAGAAACAAGAAACGAAAAAGCCAAACUCAAACUCGAAAAACCAAUGCAAUGGAAAUGUGAAUGUGAAGUUGUCUGGGGGGAAAGUUCGCAAAGAGAAUAAACAACGCAACCUUCAAAACGGCUAUCUUCCAAAUUUGACUUUGAAAAUGGAUGGGAACGAGAAUGCAGGUUUGUGUAGGGACCAAGUAGAGAAAACUUCACAAAUGAAGGUAUCAGAAUCUUUAGGAACUAAACCAAACUGUUUACAGCACGAGUCAGUUACAACUGAAUUUCAUAACAAAACAUUAAAAAUAGAUAAGGGCACUGAAGAGAGCUGCACUGAAAGUAAAGAGUCUGUACCACCUAACUGUCAAGUGAUAGGACAGAAGAUAACCACUGAUAAAUCUGAAAAGAAUUAUCCUCCAAACAAACCUAUCAGGAAAGACCUCUGUAAACCUACAAAGUCUUCAUCAGCAUCUGUGACAUUACCUUUACGCCCUGAACUACCUGAAAGUAUUCAAACUGUUCCUGAACCAAAAUGUAUGGAAGCAGAUGAGUCGAAAUCUUCCAGCAUCCUCGAAAAUGCCUACAAAACUUUAAGAGAGGAUGAUUGCAAAGAAUCCUUAGAGGUUUCAGCUUGCCCAGCUAAGCAACUGAAAACAGCACACAUGAAUGAAAAUGUAAAAUUUGAAACACAUUUCAAACUGGAAGAAAGCAAUGGUGUGACGGACGUUCAGGAGGAGAAAUGCACACCCAGUGCUUACCGUAGUCACUUGGCUGGUGUUGUGAAUGCUUCCAGCACAGAGGACGAGAGAGAGGCAGAGCCACCCCCUGUACCGCCGCCUCGGAGGAAGAGAUGGAGAACCUCCGCGCGGCGACAGUCGUCGGAGCGUGCCCCCACGCCGGGCCGCGAACUGGACGUCUGCGCGGACAUCCCCGAGGGCGUCUCGGACGAGAGCUCGCUGAGCAGCAGCACCCAGAGCGAGGAGUCUGUGAUAGAGUUGCUAUCUUCCAUGCCCACCAGUCCCGACGUCGAAGCAAAGACACGGUCGUCGGAGGACGACGACCUCAUAUACGCCAGGAGACCCGUAGGUAAACUUGAAAUCCUUGAAAUGCUUGGAACAGAGGAGUCCUUCAAGACGGAGAUGACAUCGGUCGAGAUGGCGAAGUUCGCUGACGUACUCUCUCGAACAAUUGUUUCAGAGGCUGUGGAGGAUGCAGUUCUGGAAUGUUCCAAAAACACCCGUCCCAUCACUCACGCUGUGACAAGGUGGCUAAGGAGCCAAUCUCCCGAAGAGGUACUGUCCUUACCCUCACGUGAGCACUCCGAGAGUGAACUGGACGAUACUGAUGUUUCAGGCGGAAGCAUGGAGGACAUUGCCGAUGUAAGGCAGAAGGUAAAGACCGGUCCAAAAAACGUGCAUCGCAACCCUUUGCCUGCACCAUCUCCUAAGAUCAGUUUCAAACUGAAAAAUGUUAAUAGCAUGGAUGGUACAGGUAGAAGGGUUGCAAAAAAAUCCGGAUACAAAGUUAAACUUGAUAAAAAGACUGCAAAAGAUACUAAUAAUAAAGUUAACCUUAAAGUUUUAGAAGGCUGCGAUCAAAGCCAUUAUGAUGAAAAGAUGGAACAAAAUAAGUUACCAAAGAAUAAUGCGUGCAGAGAAAAUGUGUCCAAAGUACAAAUGGAUGUUGUCGAGGGAAGUUUCUCGAGCGAUUUGUCCGAGUGCGAAGGAGAAUGGGAUCUGUGGGAGUGUGGAUCUACGAAACCGUCCCCCCUGACAGCACCAAACAAUAUAAAUGAGUUGAGCUUUCCGAAUGAGUCGCCCGAAGAUCGACGGACGACCAUGUGCGAUCCGGCUCUUUCGGUGGCGAAGUAUUACAGCUUGGGCGUCGCAGUCAAGAGUGCCGUCCGACCGGAGGAGAGCAGCGACACGGCGUCGGAAUACGACUCGGAGGUGGAUGCGCUGCAUCACUUCAGGAACGAAAUGGAAGAGCCAGAGUCGCGACACCCAUCUCUGGCCUCUGAGCUCGCGCGCUCCUACGAACCACUUCCAAAACACUGGGCAGUCGAUCCCGUCACGGUGACGAAUGGCAAACUAAAUUCCUCCUUCCAGAAGAGGUACCUUCCGGACUCCGGGGUGCAGUCGGAGGAUUCCGGAGACGAGGUUACGAUAGGGUCCAAUGCUCAACGAAUGAACUUCAAGGCUAAUCUGUUACAUCAUCAGUCUGCUAUACUGAUGAGCCGUCUGCAGGGAGAUGGGCCUUUCCCCUGCGGGGGAAUAUGCUGCAUUCUUCAGUGACGUCUGUCGUGUGCAGAGUGUGAGCGGUGUUGGUUUCCAGGUGGCCGGGACUGCGCGCUUGAUCCUUCUGUGUUGUUGUGCUGUGUCUGGCGUUGAACAUGGGCAGAUACAUUAUGAUACUUGAUAAUGUUAAGUUUGAUCACAUUACUGACUAUAAUGUUAAGAAAGCGUGAGACUGUGAAGCAAUACUUGCACAACUGCUGAAUGCAGGAUGUUGUAUUUUAAUGUGUACAGUAUGCCCUGCUACAUAUGCAUUUAGGUGCAUGGCAAAAUAAAAAAUAAAAAAUACCAAAUGCUAAUAAGCAAGAUCUAUAUAAUAUUAUUGUCAUUGAUGCAUGUUGUUACCGUGGUUAUCAUCAAAUAUAUCAUCUAUUUUCAAGUUAAUUUUAUGAUCAACAUUGUUGAAAAUACUUUUUUUAAUAGAGUAAGAAAUGGUGUUAUUUUCAAAAUGUUAUUGUAAGCAUUUAAUAUAAAACAUUUAAAAAAAAUUGCAAAGGAAAGGUUGUAAUCUUUUUUAAAAAGAAAAAUUUCUUGUUACCUUGGUUAUGGUUGCUCUUAUCAAUAAUAAAAGUUGGAAAACAUAUAUUUAUGAUGGUUGAAUAUGGAUGAACAAUUAUAGGUAUUUAGAAUAGGAUAUAGUGGCUGUGUGUGUUUAUUUUCAUUUAAGUUUAAAUUUGAUUAUGUAUAUGAAUGUUUUAUCUCGAACCAUUAACAUUUUUGAUUGCUCAUUCUGAUGGUAUUAAGGAAUGGUAGGUUGUUACUAUUUUUGUGUAUUUUUAUUUUAUCAAUCUAAUAAAAUUUUCAUGUAAACCGUUUUCAAUCAGUUAACCGAAGUGUUUGAAUAUAAUACUAAGCUUAGCUCAAGUAUUAUUAUUUAAUGAUCAAUUGCUGAAAUGUUUUUGUUCCUUUAUUUCUAUAUUAUUGUAAAUGAUGUACAUUUUAUGACAAUAUCAAAAAUAUUUUGAUUUGGGCCAUGGAUCCUGUAGUUUAAUAAUUGAACACAUUACUUCAUUCUGUAUUUCAUUUGUGACUUUUUAUUUACUAACUAUUUAAUUUGUUUAAAAGUUUAUAUUUUAUAUGUUAUGUUUAUUGUUUAUGUUAUAAAUAAAUAUUUGUGUAAGAUUUAACUAUGAAAACUGUGGUAAUCAAAUGGUGCGAGCACAUCUAAAGAUGUUCUUUAGAGGACUGCAGAGCAUGUCUCAUUCUCGAAACAUUGCUUAAGUAAAAAAAAAUAAUAGUGGAAAUAUAUGUGUACCCACUUAACCAUUACUUUUGAAUUGGUAAUUUACGUUUGUCUUUAAACUUCAUCAUCCUGCAAUUUUUUUUACUAAAAACAAAGGGUAGUGAUUUUCUUUCUCCAGUUGAAUAUAAAUAGAAAAUUUAAAAAUGUAGCCAAUAUUUAUUUAUUUUUAUUUUCCUGGCUUAAAGUUGGUUGUAAUUCAAAAUAAAUAGAUUGCAUGAAUUUUUUAAUAAAUUUUUGUGAAAUGAAAAAUGCUUUCAGAGGUGUUUGUGCUUUGUUUAUUGUGUUGAUACAUGUAAAAUUCAAAUUUAAUAUUUGUGCACGAAUGACACAAUUUGCAAUACUUAAAAGACAGUUUUGAUUUUCUGAAUGUAUUAACUGAGUUCUUGGUCUGUCUAUGUCUGUUUUUGUGCGCUGCAUAACAUAGGAGAAGAAGAAUAAUAGCAUUGCUUUAAUCAACUGAGGUUCAUUUCGUAAAAUAAUUUAUACACAUCUGUAAAAUUAUCAUUGCAGUGGUAAUUCUAAUAUUUUGUAUGCCAGAAAAGGAUCAGACUUUUUAAGUAGAAGUAUUGUGCCACUAAAAUUAAUUUUCAACCUGGUUAAUUUUUCCAUGAAAGGAUAGAGUUUGACAACAUUAUAGAAAAUAGGCCUAAUAAUGCAAGUAAGUAUGCAGUUGAUGUUGUAACAUAUUAGCUAAAGUAAAUUGUGAUGUUGUAAUAGCAUUAAACAAGCAAGAGCAUGUGUAAAUUGAAAUGCAUAGUUCAUUUGAUUAAAUUUUCAUUUUUUAAAAAUUGAAUAAAAAAAUAAAAACAGA